Messenger RNA from Hyposmocoma kahamanoa, 1611 nucleotides. RefSeq lists its product as uncharacterized. The record is from RefSeq and is a predicted model, not a curated record. Bases 1 to 1611 code for a protein of 536 amino acids. NCBI's taxonomy places the organism in Eukaryota, Metazoa, Arthropoda, Insecta, Lepidoptera, Cosmopterigidae. The transcript has 4 exons.
AUGACACUGGCGCUGCCGCUGCGGAUGCUUCCUCAGCUGGCGCUGCUGACGCCGACUGUGGCGCUGCUAACGCAGCUGCCGCAAGCGCUGACGCAGACGCUGCGGGCGCGCUGUUGGCGCUGCCGCAGCCGCGUUGCUCUCAAUCCAGACAAAGGGGAUGAGAAGAAGGGUGGUGAACAAACUGCAGUAAAGCUGCCUAAGAUCACAGUGCCGAAAUUCUCAGGCAAAUAUUCAGAAUGGGUCUUGGAGGAGUACCUCAGUUCGGGCCAUGCAGAAGUGGUAAAACCAAGUGAAGUGGUCAAAAAAGGAGUAGUAUAUCUACCACACCACGCCGUGGCUCGUCAAGAUAAGUCUACUACAAAGGUUCGCAUGGUGGUUGACGGAUCAUGCACCGAUUCUAAUGGAAUAUCACUGAAUAGUGAAUUAAUGGUGGGUCCUACUCUCCAACCAGAAUUGCGACAUUUGAUAAUACGAUGGCGGUGCUACUCGAUCGCUCUUAUAGCCGACAUUGUUAAAAUGUAUCGGCAGAUAAAGGUGGCUGAUGAAGACCUAGUCAACGACGAGGGUUCUGAAUUCCCAUUAGCGGUCUCUAGAGUCCUUAAUGAAUUUUAUAUUGAUGACUUGAUGACCGGCUGUCAUUCCAUAGCUGAAGGAUUAGAAAUUUACGAGCAAAUUACUGCUUUGUUGAAUCGUGGAGGAUUUCCACUUCAGAAGUGGUCAAGUAAUAGCAAGGACUUACUGAAAAUAAUCAAAAAGGAGGCAGAUGAUGUAAACCAGAAUUUGGAACUAAAAACUGACGACGUUAUAAAGAUUCUCGGUCUGAAAUGGAAUAGAGAAGCUGACGAAUUUCGUUUUACGGUCGAUCUGCCUCCUUUGCAAGCUCCUGUAACAAAACGAAAGAUGAUCUCUGAUAUUGUUCGUCUCUACGAUCCUUUGGGGUGGAUAGCACCGGCUAUCACCACAGCCAAAGUUUUUAUUCAACAGGUGUGGCUAUCCAGCGUUGAUUGGGAUAGUGAACUUCCGGAUUCAAUUCUUAAAAACUGGACGAAUUUUCGAAACAAUUUGAAAGCGCCCACGGAGUUUCGAGUACCUCGAUGGAUCCACUCCAAGAAAGACGACAAGGUAUUUGAAUUGCACGGGUUUUCAGACGCAUCUAAUGUGGCGUAUGCAGCAGUCGUCUACGCGCGCAUUAUUGAUGAACAAGGAAGAGUUCAUGUGCAUUUGAUCACCUUCAAAACCAGAGUGGCUCCAAUCAAACAAGUGUCCAUCCCACGCCUAGAGCUGUGUGGCGCGGUAUUUCUAGCCAAGCUUUUAAAUGAAGUGGCAGAUACUCUUCAAGUACCUAAAGGGAAUUUACAUGCAUGGACCGACUCAUCAAUUGUGCUAGCCUGGCUAAGUAGUCAUCCUAGCCGGUGGAAGACCUUCAUCGCAAACAGGGUAUCGGAGAUCCUCACCGAUAGAGAUCUAUGGUCUCACGUUGCCUCUAAGGAAAAUCCUGCAGAUCCUGCAUCUCGAGGAACACAACAGUCGGAAUGUGUCGAGAAUUUGCUCUGGAAUCAGGGUCCCGAGUGGCUGCAUCUGGAAGAAAUUAAUUACGAAAAAGCGAGUUGA